Molecule: messenger RNA, 1619 nt
Organism: Parathielavia appendiculata
Lineage: Eukaryota; Fungi; Ascomycota; Sordariomycetes; Sordariales; Chaetomiaceae
Exons: 2
Coding region: 332-1594 (420 amino acids)
Biological process (GO): phospholipid transport; mitochondrion organization
Cellular component (GO): endoplasmic reticulum; ERMES complex
Molecular function (GO): lipid binding
Source: RefSeq, a predicted model, not a curated record
CUAAGGUUUAGAACUACUGUACCUCCGUAUAUAUCUUGCUUUCCCUUCCGCUACCCCGGCUCAAGCCUACCCUAGUUGAAUAUCUUCCCCUAACGCUAGCUCAAUGUUUGAUCGGCUAUUAAUCCUAGCCUGGGUCCAUAUCAUUUCGCCAAGCCAUUUCAAGAAAGCAUUGAAUGAUAUUUUUAAGAUUUGAGUUGAAUAUUUGAAAUUUGUAAAGUUCAAUCCGUAACACUACCCGGGGAGCUUUGAAUGUCUCCACACCUUCACAACGUCAACUCAACUUUGCGAAGCAAAUUCAUCGGCGAUCGGGGCCAUAUCAGACAACCCAAACAUGGCACAGGAUGUCUGUCCAACCAAGCCGGAGCCCGCGCUCUCGUUCACCCAGGGCUUCAUCCUGGGCCAGCUCUCGAUAGUGCUCCUGCUUGCCGCCUUCAUCAAGUAUUUUAUUUUUGGCGAACCUCCUUCACCCGAGGUCACCGCAUCGCUUCGUGCCGCCGAGCGACGAUCUCGGACUCGUGCGCAUAAGAAGUCCCUCCUGAGCCUGCGCGAGUUAAGCACCCGGGAGACUGGUCAGCAAACCAACCCUAACAGAAAGAAGUCGAGUAUCCUGCGUCCGAGCCCGCCGACCCUGACUAUCGGGUCUAUUCUUGACAAGACGUACUACAAGGUGGACAGCCACCAGCCGGAGAGCUUGGAUUGGUUCAACGUGCUCGUAGCCCAGACGAUCGCCCAGUUCCGCAGCGACGCCCAGCAUGACGAUGCCAUUCUCACAUCGCUGACCAAAGCACUCAAUGGGACAACGCGCCCGGACUUUGUUGAUGAGAUUCGCGUCACCGAGUUGAGUCUGGGCGAGGACUUCCCCAUCUUCAGCAAUUGCCGCAUCAUCCCGGUCGACGAGGAUGGCCUCACCUUCAAGCCGGGUAAGGCCUUCGACGCGAACAUGGCCACUCGAGAAGGGGCGCGGCUCCAAGCCAGGAUGGACGUUGAUUUGAGCGACAUGAUCACGCUGGCGGUUGAGACGAAGCUGCUCCUCAACUACCCCAGACGCCUCAGCGCGGUUCUGCCCGUUGCCCUGGCCGUCUCAGUUGUUCGCUUCAGCGGCACACUGUCGAUAUCAUUUGUGCCCAGCAACCCAUCCGAUAAUACGCCCACCAAGAUGACAUUCACCUUCCUCGACGACUACAGGCUGGAUUUCUCUAUUCGUAGUUUGUUGGGAAGCCGCUCGAGGCUGCAGGACGUACCCAAGAUUGCACAGCUUGUUGAGUCACGCCUCCACCGUUGGUUCGACGAGCGGUGCGUGGAGCCGAGAUUUCAAGAGAUCGCGCUCCCGAGUAUGUGGCCACGAAAGAAGAACACCCGUGGCGGUGACGAGGCCAUCGCAGACGCUGAGCGAUCCCUGAGCAAGACAAAGGGUAUGGAUAUCGCCAAGGACCUAAGAUCAGACGUCCGGAGGGAAGUCGAAGCUGAAGCGGAUGCGCGAGCUGAUAGGGUUCACGAAUCGCUGAGAUAUCGACGACGGCCGCGAGCCGAGGACGUGCUUUCCGUGACCGGAUCGAUGCCAGGGGCUAUGCCGGAUCUCGACAUGCCGACAUGAAGGGGCUGCCGAGUCGAUGGCUACC